UUACUUGCAGUUGAAAGAGCCUCUUAACAUAUAGUGAGAAGGCAAUGUCCGAAGAGUCGGAACGGCACGGGGAGUCGGCGAGUGACGGUGUCUCUGGCGGCGUCACAAACGUGGCGCGCGUGUUGUUGACCUCGGUCCAGCUCGACACCACAUCCGCGGAGUCACUGCGCGCCUCGUGGAGAACCCAGGACUUGUACAUUGAUCAUCUCGAAACGUUGAACAAGCAGUUGGAAGGAAGCUUGGAAAAGGCGAAAGAGGUAGAAGAUAGGAUUAAACAACAAUAUGCUGAAUCACAACAUAGAGAAAAAAUUCUUGUUCGAAGGCUUGCAGCUAAGGAACAGGAAAUACAAGACUAUGUAAGUCAAAUUACUGAAUUAAAAUCAUCACAUGCGAGUCUCAACGGGAGACCAUCACUCUUAGAUCCAGCAGUUAAUAUGCUCAUUUUGAGAUUGAAACAAGAGUUGACGUCAACAAAGGCGAGGCUCGAGGAAACCCAAAAUGAAUUGUCUGCUUGGAAGUUCACACCUGACUCUAAUACAGGAAAGAAACUUAUGGCUAAAUGUAGAUUACUGCAUCAGGAGAACGAGGAUUUAGGACGAAUGACAUCUAGUGGUCGGAUAGCAAAGUUAGAGGGUGAUCUAGCAUUACAAAAAAGUUUUAGCGAAGAAGUAAAGAAAUCCCAAUCAGAGUUAGACGAAUUUCUGCAGGAGCUUGAUGAAGAUGUAGAGGGUAUGCAGAGUACGGUGUUAUUCCUGCAACAGGAGUUACGGGCCACACAUGCCACUGUGAACGGUAAUAGACCUUCCACACCUACUGAUAAACGGACAUACUCGGGCAGUGAGUGUAGCGACACACCGGUCAGCAAGCGAAGGCGCGCCUCAGUCCUAUCUCUUGACUACAACGAGGACGAGGAGCCUCUCACAGUGACCAACGGCGAUGCCGAAUAGCCCCGGACAAGAGUGUUCCUAAGAACACGCUACUUCAAAUAGUGAAAUUUUGUGAAUUAUUGUUAUCAAUUACUACCGCAAGUAUUUCGUUGACUCAAAAUUGAUUUUGAAUAAUUAUUGUGAGUGAUUAUCAGCAAUGUCAAAGUAAUUAAAAAACACUCUUAUGGUGUCACUCACUACAAAUGGAAUGCUUCUGUAUUAGGAUAUAUUGAAGUGUAUUCUAUUAAAUCUAAAAAAAUAUGUACUUUGUUAGAGGAGAAAAUUUAUAUAAACGAGCUGUGUCAUUUCCAUUGACAAUGAAUUGGUGAUGAUUGUGUUGAGGUGAAAAUGAUAUAAAAACAUUUGGGUUAAACUAUAGUUUGCGUUUUAUGCACAAGAGUGGACCAUGUGAUCAGAGUAAUGGUGAAUCGUUUUUGACAUUGUUUUAUACUUAUGAUGAAUAUGAAGACAAACACUCAGUUGACAAUUUUAUAAUUUAUUUAUGUAAAGUGCAUUACUUAAUUGUGAUAUAUUAGAGAAAUCUAAUUAUAUAUAAAUUAUGAGCAAUAAUAAUAAUAAUAAUGUGUUUUGUUGCCAAAUUACAUUGUUUUAUGGCAUUUGUUUUUUUUUUGUGCCACAGUUGAUAAAAUAAUUAUAAAGUCGAGUCCAUGAUAUGUGUAGCAAUAAUGUCAACACCAAGCCUAAUAUAUUAUUAAAUGUCACGUUUUUAUUGAAUUUGUGACUUUCUACAUACAAAUGUUUCUAUUUUCAAAUUACAAUUAAUGUGUAUAUAUAUAGAGCUAUGUUAAUAAACAUAUUACUGGCAU
This is a messenger RNA of Melitaea cinxia (Glanville fritillary), 1753 nucleotides long. RefSeq names its product pre-mRNA-splicing regulator female-lethal(2)D (gene fl(2)d). NCBI's taxonomy places the organism in Eukaryota, Metazoa, Arthropoda, Insecta, Lepidoptera, Nymphalidae. Bases 45 to 947 code for a protein of 300 amino acids. Gene Ontology annotation, cellular component: nucleus. The record is from RefSeq and is a predicted model, not a curated record. Gene Ontology annotation, biological process: regulation of alternative mRNA splicing, via spliceosome. The transcript is spliced from 4 exons.